Messenger RNA from Pisolithus orientalis, 1632 nucleotides. RefSeq names its product general substrate transporter. Gene Ontology annotation, biological process: carbohydrate transport; transmembrane transport. Gene Ontology annotation, cellular component: membrane. The transcript has 18 exons. Bases 1 to 1632 code for a protein of 543 amino acids. Lineage: Eukaryota; Fungi; Basidiomycota; Agaricomycetes; Boletales; Pisolithaceae. The record is from RefSeq and is a predicted model, not a curated record. Gene Ontology annotation, molecular function: carbohydrate:proton symporter activity.
AUGUCAGACUUGUCGCCUCCCUCUUCUCGACCUAGGCUCGUCGGGCAACCCCUACUCUAUGCAAUCUCAAUCUUCGCUAGCCUGGGUGUCUUCCUCUUCGGUUAUGACCAGGGUGUCAUGUCCGGCAUCAUUACCGGGCCCUACUUUAAGCAGUUUUUCAACUCACCUGGUCCGAUAGAGGUUGGGACUAUGGUAGCAGUGCUAGAACUCGGCGCCCUCACCACGUCCAUCGCUGCUGGUCGCGUGGGCGACAUCAUCGGAAGAAAAGGAACGCUUUUCAUAGGCGCCUUGGUGUUCACCAUUGGUGGUGCCAUCCAAACAUUCACUACAGGAUUCUAUGUCAUGAUUAUAGGUCGAGUCGUCAGUGGGUUCGGUGUCGGGUUGCUAUCCACAAUCGUCCCAAUAUACCAGAGUGAAAUUUCGCCCCCGGAUCAUAGAGGUGCCCUUGCUUGUAUGGAGUUCACAGGCAAUAUCGUCGGUUAUGCGUCCUCAGUUUGGACGGAUUAUUUCUGUUCUUUCAUUGAUUCAGACCUUUCUUGGCGUAUUCCCCUCUUCAUUCAAUGCGUAAUUGGUGGAAUUCUUGCAGCUGGUAGCUUGGUCAUGCCCGAGAGUCCUCGAUGGCUUAUAGACACCGACCAAGAUGAGGCUGGAAUGCGGGUCAUCGUCAAUCUACAUGGAGGUGACCCCAACGAUAUCGUGGCGAAGGCCGAGUUUCAAGAAAUUAAAGAUAAGGUGAUGGAAGAGGUAAAUCAGCGGGGUGAGAGUCGGUCCUACGCAACUAUGUGGAAGAGGUACAAACGUCGCGUUCUUCUUGCCAUGUCCUCCCAGGCUUUCGCUCAACUGAACGGGAUCAAUGGUACGUUCUUGCACUUUGUUUUCUUCCAUUUCCCCCUGACAUUCAUUGUUGCUGGAUGGCUCGGUCGGGACGCUGUACUGAUGACUGGCAUCAACGCCAUAAUCUAUGUCCUGAGCACAAUCCCUACAUGGUACUUGGUGGAUCGAUGGGGUCGCCGGUUCAUCUUGCUCUCCGGUGCAGUCACUAUGGGCAUCGCACUUGCUUUCACGGGUUGGUGGAUGUAUAUUGAUGUCCCAGAAACCCCGCAGGCGGUAGUCUUCUGUGUCAUUGUAUUCAAUGCUGCAUUUGGCUAUAGUUGGGGACCUAUUCCGUGGUUGUAUCCCCCUGAGGCAGGUCGACGUGCACAUACACGAUGUUUUAUUAUGCCGCUCACCUUCCGCUCCAAAGGUGUUUCACUUUCUACAGCGACAAACUGGGCAUUCAAUUUCAUUGUCGGAGAAACCACCCCUUACCUACAGGAGGUUAUCACUUGGAGAUUAUACCCCAUGCACGGGUUCUACUGUGCAUGCAGCUUCAUUUUGGUUUACUUCCUUUAUCCGGAGACCAAGGGUGUACCCUUAGAAGAAAUGGACGCUGUUUUUGGCGAAGGUGAAGUGGUCAUCCAGGAGAGACUUGAUUAUGAAUCCGAACGGGCCUCUCUCAUGUCCAACCAUUCCGGCCGAACGUCUGUUCGCUCCCGCGGAUCUGCCAAGAGCGCCAACCGUGGGCGACUUAGUCGGUUGUUGUACGGCAACGACAGGAGCACGUAUCAGCCCAUUGGGGAUCAUGAAGAAUAG